AUGUACAAUGUAUACAUGUUCCUUAAUCCAAGGAAUUUUAUUUUUGGGACUUCCCUAAGAUUCAACUCUACUAAUGUUUCGCAAAUAAGGUUUUUAAAUAAAAGACUUAUCGCAAAGCCGUUUUCUACACUUUCAGACCAAUGUUCGACAGAUUUGGAUCGAAUUAGGUCAAACCUCUCCUCACUUCAUGACGACUUAACAUUCCUGGCCUCUUCAACCAUAAAAUCUGGUUGCCAGAACCUGGAACUUAAGUACAAGGAUCCCUCGAAUUUAUCCCUGAACUCGAGGUUGUCUUCCAUGACCAAAUGCGGCUCCGAGAUAGAGAAGGUUGUAUAUAAUAUACUGGAUAACAGAGUUCGAUACAACAUGGCAAGGAGUAGAAAGGUGGCUAAGGAUUCCAACUACAAGUUUGGGAUUCUGGGUGUAUCACUUAUUUGUGUUUUUGGCUCACUUUCUAUUUCUCUGCACCCUUUAUUUCUCCUUGGUUGUGGGAUCGGAGCUUACUUUUACAGGGUCGUUUACAGACAGUCUAGACUACGUAAAGUGACUAAUGACAAUCUAGAAACCUUAAUAAGUGAGAAUCGCCUGAAUAAGCAGAAACUGUCAUUUUUGAUAAAAUUAAUGCUAUACCAGCUUGGAAAUUUGGAGAAGGACUUGACACUAUCAUCUCCUUCCAGCCCUGGACCUUGAAAAAUACACUGUGGCUGCACAGAAUGACACUGACAGGAAUACAAAGGGGUGUUCCACUAUCAUAUUCUUGACUUUAUCUUUAAGGAUUCUUCCGUUUAAAAUAAAUUUCUCAAACAUGUC
Theileria parva strain Muguga is the source of this 810-nucleotide messenger RNA. Its product is annotated as putative integral membrane protein. Bases 1 to 690 code for a protein of 229 amino acids. The transcript is spliced from 5 exons. The record is from RefSeq and is a predicted model, not a curated record. Lineage: Eukaryota; Apicomplexa; Aconoidasida; Piroplasmida; Theileriidae.